Dissoconium aciculare CBS 342.82 is the source of this 2770-nucleotide messenger RNA. RefSeq names its product Adaptor protein complex beta subunit. Gene Ontology annotation, molecular function: clathrin binding. The record is from RefSeq and is a predicted model, not a curated record. Gene Ontology annotation, cellular component: membrane coat. Gene Ontology annotation, biological process: vesicle-mediated transport; intracellular protein transport. NCBI's taxonomy places the organism in Eukaryota, Fungi, Ascomycota, Dothideomycetes, Mycosphaerellales, Dissoconiaceae. The transcript is spliced from 2 exons. Bases 231 to 2438 code for a protein of 735 amino acids.
CGAGAACCAGUCAAGCUGUUCACUGGCUCUCUUGUUUUACACGUUGACGAUCACCACGAAUAGACGGCCGACGCUCGCGCAAUUGCUGCCGAUCCAGCACUCAGUCCAAGCUCACGCUCAACUGUAAAUCGCCGCAAACUCCGGUCCACGAGCCCACGAUACGAGACGAGCCGCAAGCUCGCGCAUGACGGAGGACCACAACAUUUGAGGCACGGCUGUGGAAGCCCAACAUGGCGGUCAACAGAUUACGAAAUGCCUUGGGCACGGCGAGAAAAGGCGAGACGUUUGAAUUGCGAUCUGGAUUGGUCUCACAAUAUGCUUGGGAACGAAAGGAGUCGAUUCAAAAGACCAUCAUGUCCAUGACUUUGGGCAAAGAUGUGUCAGCACUAUUCCCAGACGUGCUGAAGAACAUUGCAACUCCAGACUUGGACCAGAAAAAGCUUGUAUAUCUCUACCUCAUGAACUACGCCAAAUCACAUCCGGACUUGUGUAUCCUGGCGGUGAACACCUUUGUCCAGGACUCGGAGGACCCGAAUCCGCUGGUUCGAGCUCUUGCGAUCCGAACGAUGGGAUGUAUCCGGGUAGAUAAGAUGGUGGACUACAUGGAAGAGCCGCUGAGGAAGACGUUGAAGGACGAGUCACCGUAUGUGCGUAAGACGGCAGCAUUGUGUGUCGCAAAAUUGUUCGAUCUGAACCCGACGUUGUGCAUUGAGAAUGGAUUCCUGGAGACGCUUCAAGAGAUGGUGGGAGACAGUAACCCGAUGGUGGUAGCAAACUCGGUGACAGCACUGGCCGAGAUCAGCGAUACCUCCCCCGAAACAAAAGCGCUUGUCGUGACUGGACCGAUGUUGAAGAAGCUGCUAUUGGCGUUGAAUGAAUGCACGGAGUGGGGUCGCAUCACACUUCUCACCACACUGGCCGAUUACAAGACCACAGAUGUCAAAGAGUCGGAACACAUUUGCGAACGCGUCAGUCCACAAUUCCAGCAUGUCAACCCCUCGGUCGUCCUCGCAGCUGUCAAGGCUGUUUUCCUACAUAUGCAAAACAUCAACAAUCCCACACUACACGCCACCUACCUGAAGAAGAUGUCCCCGCCGUUGGUGACCUUGGUCUCAAGUCAGCCCGAAGUACAAUAUGUCGCCCUACGAAACAUUGAUUUGCUAUUGCAGAAGCAGCCUGGAAUCCUCGACAAGGAGAUGCGUGUGUUCUUCUGCAAGUACAACGACCCGCCAUACCUCAAAUUACAAAAGUUGGAAAUCAUGGUUCGCAUCGCCAACUCAUCGAACGUUGAUCAACUGUUGGCCGAACUCAAGGAAUACGCGAUGGAAGUGGAUAUGGACUUUGUGCGCAAGGCUGUUCGUGCUAUCGGACAGGUCGCGAUCAAGAUUGAAGAAUGCGCCGAGAAAGCAGUCAAUGUUUUGCUUGAGUUGAUUAAUUCCAAGGUCGGAUAUGUGGUACAGGAGGUCAUUGUGGUGAUCAAGGACAUCUUCCGACGGUAUCCCGGAUACGAGGGCAUUAUCCCGACGCUAUGCCAGUGUAUUGAUGACCUUGACGAGCCCAAUGCGCGUGGCAGUUUGAUCUGGAUCGUGGGAGAAUAUGCCGAGAAGAUUUCCAACGCGGAAGAGAUUCUCACUGGCUUCGUUGAUGGAUUCAACGAAGAAUUCACCCAGACCCAGCUCCAGAUCCUCACGGCCGUCAUCAAACUCUACCUCAAAAACCCCGCAACCUCGCAAUCCCUGAUCCAAAAAAUCCUCCAAUCCGCCACCGCCGAAUCCGACAACCCGGACAUCCGGGACCGCGCCUACGUCUACUGGCGCCUCCUCUCCUCCGACCCCGCCACCGCGCGGGCAAUCGUCCUCUCCCAGCGUCCGCAAAUCACCAGCACCAUCCCCGUCCUGCCCCGUCCCCUCCUGGACUCGCUAAUCCCGAACCUCUCGACCCUCUCCUCCGUCUACCACAAACCGCCGCAAGCCUUCCUCGGCCAAGGCCGCAGCUCCGCCCUGCAAGCCGCCGCCAUCGAGGAAGCCAAGCAGAACGCCCGCGAGAACCCCAUCGCGGCCGACGCCGUGUCCGCCGCCGUCGCGGGCGGAACCCCCGUGGCGCCGCAGAGCAACAUGGAGAACCUCCUCGACAUCGACUUCGACGGCGCGGCGCCGGCGUCGGCGGCGACGGCCACGCCGCAGCGGGUCGCCAGUCCUGCGUUCGCGAACGGUGCGGCUCCCUCUUCUUCGGCGGCGGGCGGAAUGGCGGAUCUGAUGGGCCUUGGAGGUGGUGCCGCUGAGGUCGGUGCCAGCGCUGGUGGUGCAGAUCUGAUGAAUGAUUUCGCGGGCAUGAGCAUGAACGAUCAACCCCCGCCUCCGCAGACGCAGUUAAACGGAAGCGGCGGAAGUGGAGGAGGGAAACAGCAGACGAACGAGGAUCUGCUGGGUUUGUUUUAGAAUUCCCCUGUUGUUUUCUCUCCAGGGCCAGGGAAAAAGGAAAAAAAAUAGACCUUCGCCAGUUUCGUUUUUUCUUCUCCCACUUGUUGUUGUCGUGACGAUCCCUCUCCCGUCGCCGCCGCCGCCGUCUUUGCUUAGAGUUUUCGCUCUUCCCUCCACGUUUUCUUGAUUGACGAGAAGCGGACUCAUCCCUCGCCUUCCCUUUCUCUCCCUCCUAUAUAUAUGUUACGUAGUCGGCCGCGUUGUGGGAAAUCCCGGCAUCUCAUCGCUCGGUAUAUUCACACCGCCCGCAUGGACUUAGCAUACAUACAUACUUGAUACCUGUUUAUGUG